UCAAGCUCUCAGAAGACUCUGAUGAAUAAAUUUCCUACAUAAAACAAGUAUUUUAUUUACAAACUAUCGUUGAAAAUAAAGUAAAUAUGGCGGUACGAUGUGUUUAUUUAGAGUCAGAUGUAUAUUACGUAUGUUUAACCCAUGCAUUAUCUACAGAAAGGGAAGAAAUAAUGGGGCUGCUUAUUGGUGAAAUAGACGAGAAUUAUUCGUCAAGAAUCUCGGCAGUGAUAAUGCUUCGACGGUCGGAUAAGCAAUCUGAUAGAGUAGAAAUCUCGCCUGAACAACUAUCAGACGCAUCACAGACAGCUGAAAGGCUUGCAUUAGAAUUGAAGAGACCAAUGCGUGUGAUUGGUUGGUAUCACUCUCACCCCCAUAUCACAGUGUGGCCCUCCCAUGUGGACAUCAGAACACAAGCCAUGUAUCAAACAAUGGAACCAAGCUUUGUUGGACUUAUUUUUUCUGUUUUCAAUGAGGACAAGACUACAAAGUUUAACAGGGUUGAAGUGACCUGCUUCCAGGCACGAGGUGAUAGCCAGAGAGAAGAAGUUCCUCUUCACAUUGUUCCCAGUGAUAAGAUAAACUCUGCCUGCAUACAGUCAUUGAUGGGCCUCCCAUCUAUACUCACCAUGGAGGAGGAAGAAGCCUACCAGAAAACAACAGAGAACAAGGACCUGGAUCUGAUCACCAAGAUACACAACGCCUCUGUGUUCACCAAGUCUCUAUGCCAUGUGAUUGAUGUUCUCAAUGGCCCAGUGCUGCAGAUGAUGGAGAACAGGCUGGAACACAACCAGAACAGGAUACGCAGCCUGCAGGAGGAAAAACAGCAACUACUGCAGUAUCUCCGAGAAAAGUCAUAGACAUUGUUGCCUAGAUUUUGAACAUUUAGUCAAUAUACCAGAUAUCAAACCCAAUCGUGUUCACAGGUCUUUCAAUUGAGCCUAGCUCUCGGGUUUCAGGCAUAGAGAUUGUAAAUGACCCCAAAUUGUCACAUCAUAUGUUUAUAGAAGGCGCCAACUUUUACCGGUGAAAUUUCAGGUUAAGUUGGUAAAUGAAGAUAAAAGGUGCCACAAGCCAUGUGCUGAAUGUUUGUUUAUUAAAUCUAAGUACUUAAAACACAUCAACUGCAAUAUACAGCCAAAAGUGGUUGCUUAGUGCCUAACUCUUAACAUUGAACUUAUCAAUGGGUCAUUAUUAUAUUGGCAUAUUUAUAUGAGUUUAAGGUUUAUUUCAAAUUUGUUGAGCAAUAAGCCCUACUGUACACAAGCAGUAAAACAUAUAAUUAUAUCAUAUUUCAUAGUCGAUCCAAAUGUUAUAUAUUUAGUAACAAUUUUAACAAUUAUAAGCUACAUGUAAUAAUACAUUACAACACAUCAAUAAAGGCUGAGGAGAGUAUAAAGCAUAAAGAUUUGUCCACAAUAAUGAUAGGAUUUAUUUCUCAAAUCUAUAGCCUUUAUUACAUACAUUGCUUGUUUUAUAUUAACAUAUAUAUAUAAACAAAAUUUGUGACAAAUUACAGAUUGCUCAGACAUUUGCAAGUUAAAGAUGACUUUACUAAGCAAAGAUAUGUAUGAAAGAUGUUACAAAACAAUAAAAGGAAACAUGAGAAAUAA
Molecule: messenger RNA, 1610 nt
Organism: Mya arenaria
Lineage: Eukaryota; Metazoa; Mollusca; Bivalvia; Myida; Myidae
Product: lys-63-specific deubiquitinase BRCC36-like
Exons: 3
Coding region: 87-857 (256 amino acids)
Biological process (GO): double-strand break repair
Cellular component (GO): BRCA1-A complex; BRISC complex
Molecular function (GO): cysteine-type deubiquitinase activity; polyubiquitin modification-dependent protein binding; metallopeptidase activity
Source: RefSeq, a predicted model, not a curated record